ACAAAUUUUAAAAUGUGUUGGGAUGAACGAACCCAGACCCAAUACCCUAUCACCGGCCUAGUACCCACCCGCCACGCUCUCUCACUCUCUCUCUCCGCUUCUUUGAGAGCGACACAGCAUUCCCUGUUUUCCUCUCACUCCACGGAGAACCACAUCGUCUCGCUAAAUAUUGUUACUUUCCCAUCGUUGUUAAGCGUUUUUGGUGCCCUAGAUACAGUAUUGCACGUUUUAUUUCACACAAGUCUCGUGUGCUCAGUGUCACCAAUGGGACGUAAUUCAUCUACUCAUUCUGAAUCGCCGGUUAGGGGUCGAAGUUCUCCUCGUAGAAGGAGCCCACCUCGAAGAGAAAAGUCUCCACCUCGUCACAGGAGUUCACACAAGGCAAUAUCUCCGCCAAGAGACAAACCUGCAAACCAAACCAGGUCCCCAAGACGUGGAAAGUCAAGGUCGCCUUCACCUCGCACGAAAAGGUUAAAGAGAGCUGAAGUUGAAAGAGGGACCGAGAAAGUGAGUGUGAGCAGGGAGAAUGAGAGGCACAACUCCAGGGGAGAUGACAGGGCUACACGCAGGGAAAGGGGUUCGGAAAAGGAAGUGCCGAGUGAGAAAAGGGAGAGAAGAUCAGGAAGAGAUGCAGCUGAUGGGGGGUCUUCUAGAUCAAGACAUGGGCGGUCAACUUCGCCAUCAGAUCGUCACCGCAGUAGUAGACACAGAUCUCGCUCACCUCGUGUGGCUAGUGAUAAGAGCGAGGUGACAAACUCGACAGGAGCUGAACAUAGGAAUGGUGAUAAUGAUUCAGUAGCUAUAAUGAAGGCCACUGAAGAGGCCCUGGAAACAAAGGAGAAGCAAAAGCCUUCAUUCGAGCUCUCUGGGAAGCUUGCUGCAGAAACUAAUCGAGUCAAAGGUGUGACCCUGCUCUUCAAUGAACCCCCGGAAGCUAGAAAACCAGAUAUAAGAUGGAGACUUUAUGUUUUCAAGGGCGGUGAAGUGCUUAAUGAACCCCUUUACGUUCAUCGCCAAAGUUGUUACCUAUUCGGGAGAGAGAGGAGGGUAGCAGAUAUCCCGACGGACCAUCCAUCCUGUAGCAAACAACAUGCUGUGCUUCAAUAUCGCCAAGUGGAAAAGGAGCAACCUGAUGGUACUUCAUCGAAGAAAGUUUGGCCUUACUUGAUGGACCUCGGAAGCACAAAUGGAACUUUCGUUAAUGAAAAUCGCAUUGAGCCUGAACGUUAUUACGAACUUUUUGAAAGAGACACUAUUAAGUUUGGUAAUAGCAGCCGAGAAUAUGUACUACUGCACGAGAACUCAGCAGCAUGAGUCAAUUCAAUUCACUGAAUUAGCAUUAAGAGAUAUCGAGAGAUCUUGUUUGGAAAAGCCAAAUUUCACUUUUGUCUAGUGAUCAAAUAGUACAUCGUUGCCUAAGUAUUGAACUUGAUGGAGUAUCCACUUCAAGACAUGUUGGAACUACAAGGGUAUUCUAAGAAGAUUCACAUUUCCUUGAUCGGUGAUGGUUUUUCUGCACUCAAUUACAGCGUGGACUUGUGACUAUUCGGUGGAUUUUGUUUGAUCGGGACAGGUUUCUUUCAACUUUUGUUUGCAUUUGAAAUCCUGUCUGUUGGUGCUUCACUUCUGCUCGUCUCUCUGUGAGAAAAUGGUGGUGGUGCUCCAAUACGGCCUUGGAACCGUUCUCUUCUUUUUUUGUUAUUUUUAAUCUUUGACAGGGGAACCCUAGAUAUUAUGCUAACUUACGAAGUUGGUUUGGGCUUGGGUUUUGGAAUUCCUCUUGUAAUGGCUUCAUCGAGUUCACAUCAACUACUGACUAUACCUUACCUUUUCGAAGAAGCUUGGUACUGCUUCUUGAGGAUUAUCUAUUGUGUAAGCCGAGCGAAUCAUGGUUUUAGAUUGUAUCAGACCAUCUCGAUGUUUUAAAUUGAGGGUUUUAGAUUGGUUAAAUUUA
Molecule: messenger RNA, 1954 nt
Organism: Rhododendron vialii
Lineage: Eukaryota; Viridiplantae; Streptophyta; Magnoliopsida; Ericales; Ericaceae
Product: FHA domain-containing protein DDL
Exons: 12
Coding region: 13-1314 (433 amino acids)
Cellular component (GO): nucleus
Molecular function (GO): mRNA binding; protein binding
Source: RefSeq, a predicted model, not a curated record